GACGAGACUCUCCACCUGGACCUGCCAUGUGGCUGCAUGUUGCCCCCUUCAGACAGGUCCGUGUUUCUCUCUUCUCAGGUGAGGCCCAUUCUGGGGAUCACCCCACUGGCUGAAGAUGAGGCCACUUCUUCUCCUGUUUUUUGCCUUGCCCAGCCUCCUGCAUGCCCAGCAAGCCUGUUCCCGUGGGGCCUGCUAUCCACCUGUUGGGGACCUGCUUGUUGGGAGGACCCAGUUUCUCCGAGCCUCAUCCACCUGUGGACUGACCAAGCCUGAGACCUACUGCACCCAGUAUGGCGAGUGGCAGAUGAAAUGCUGCAAGUGUGACUCCAGGCUGCCUCAUAAUUACAACAGUCACCGAGUGGAGAAUGUGGCAUCAUCCUCGGGCCCCAUGCGCUGGUGGCAGUCACAGAAUGAUAUGAACCCUGUCUCUCUGCAGCUAGACCUGGACAGGAAGUUCCAGCUUCAGGACAUCAUGAUGGAUUUUAAGGGGCCUCUGCCCGCCGGGAUGCUGAUUGAGCGCUCCUCGGACUUCGGCAAGACCUGGCAGGUGUACCAGUACCUGGCUGCUGACUGCACUUCCACCUUCCCCCGGGUGCACCAGGGCCAGCCUCAGAGGUGGCAGGAAGCUCGGUGCCAUUCCCUCCCUCAGAGGCCUAACGGGCACCAAAAUGGAGGCAAGGUCCAACUUAAUAUCCUGGAUUUAGCCUCUGGGAUUCCAGCAACUCAAAGUCAGAAGAUUCAAGAGCUAGGGGAGAUCACGAACUUGAGAAUCAACUUCACCAGGCUGGCCCCCAUGCCCCAGAGAGGCUACCACCCGCCCAGCGCCUACUACGCAGUAUCCCAGCUGCGCCUGCAGGGUAGCUGCUUCUGUCAUGGCCACGCUGACCGCUGCGCCCUUGCACCUGGAGCCCACGCAGGCCCCUCGACUGCUGUGCAGGUCCAUGAUGUCUGCGUCUGCCAGCACAACACCGCAGGCCCCAAUUGUGACCACUGUGCACCCUUCUACAAUGACCGGCCCUGGAGACCUGCAGAUGACCAGGACCCCCAUGAAUGCCAGAGAUGUGACUGCAAUGGUCACUCAGAGACAUGCCACUUCGACCCAGCUGUGUUUGCAGCCAGCCAGGGGGCUCAUGGAGGCGUGUGUGACAAGUGCCGGGAUCACACGGAGGGCAAGAACUGUGAGCGCUGCCAGCUGCACUACUUCCGGAACCGGCGCCCUGGUGCCCCGGUUCAGGAGGCCUGCAUCCCCUGUGAGUGUGACCCGGACGGGGCGGUGCCAGAGGCUCCCUGUGAUCCAGUGAGCGGGCAGUGCGUGUGCAAGGAGCACGUGCAGGGAGAGCGCUGUGACCUGUGCAAGCCGGGCUUCACUGGACUCACCUACACCAACCCGCAGGGCUGCCACCGCUGUGACUGUAACAUCUUGGGGUCCCGGCGAGACAUGCCAUGUGAUGAAGAGAGUGGGCGCUGCCUGUGUCUACCCAACGUGGUGGGCCCCAAGUGUGACCAGUGCGCGCCCUACCACUGGAAGCUGGCCAGCGGCCGGGGCUGUGAGCCGUGUGUCUGUGACCCGCGUAACUCCCUCAGCCCCCAGUGCAACCAGUUCACAGGCCAGUGCCCCUGUCGGGAAGGGUUUGGGGGCCUGACCUGCAGCGCCGCAGCCAUCCGUCAGUGUCCAGACCAGACCUAUGGAGACGUGGCCGCCGGGUGCCAGGCCUGUGACUGUGACUUCCGGGGAACUGAGGGUCCGGGCUGUGACAAGGCCUCGGGCCACUGUCUCUGCCGCCCCGGCUUGCGCGGGCCCCGCUGCGACCAGUGCCAGCGAGGCUACUGUGAUCGCUUCCCGGUGUGUGUGGCCUGCCACCCGUGCUUCCAGACCUACGAUGCUGACCUCCGGGAGCAGGCCCUGCGCCUCCGUGGCCUCCGCAACGCCACUGCCAGCCUGUGGCCUGGGCCAGGGCUAGGGGGCCACAGCCUGGCCUCCCGCAUCCUGGACGCGAAGAGCAAGAUUGAUCAGAUCCAAGCCAUUCUCAGCAGCUCCCCAGUCACAGAGCAGGAGGUGACCCAAGCGGGCAAUGUCAUCUUCUCUAUCAGGCGGACUCUCCAGGGCCUGCAGCUGGACCUGCCUCUAGAGGAGGAGACUUUGUCCCUCCCAGGGCACCUGGAGAGCCUGGACCAAAGCUUCAACCGUCUCCUCAUUAUGUACCAGAGCAAGAGGGAGCAGUUUGAAAAAAUCAGCGGUGCUGACCCUUCAGGCGCUUACCGGAUGCUGACUGCAGCCUAUAAGCGGUCAUCCCAGGCCGCCCAGCAGGUCUCCGACAGCUCCCGCCUGCUGCUCCAGCACAGGGGCAGCCGGAGGGAGGCCGAGCGACUGGAGAGGCAGGUGACAGGAGGAGGUGCCAGUGGCCCCCAGCUCGCAGCCCUGAGGCUGGGGCUGGCUUCCUUCCCUGACCUGACACCCCCCAUCAACAAGCUUUGUGGGGGAUCCAGGCAGAUGGCCUGCACCCCCGGAGCGUGCCCUGGUGAACUGUGUCCCCGAGACAAUGGCACGGCCUGUGGCUCCCACUGCAGAGGCACCCUACCCAGGGCCGGCGGGGCCUUCUGGAUGGCAGAGCAGGUGGCUAAGCAGCUUCAGGGCUUCACCGCCCAGCUCCAGCAAACCCGGAAGAUGAUCAGGGCAGCCGAGGAAGCCGCCUCGCAGAUCCAAACAGAUGCUCAGCGCCUGGAGACCCAGGUGAGCACCAGCCGCUCCCAGAUGGAGGAAGACGUCAGACGCACCCGGCUCCUCAUCCAACAGGUCCGGGACUUCCUUACAGACCCUGACACUGAUGCAGCCACCAUCCAGGAGGUCAGUGAGGCGGUGCUGGCCCUGUGGCUGCCCACCGACUCCGCUACAGUCCUGCGGAAGAUGAGCGAGAUCCAGGCUAUGGCGGCCAGGCUCCCCAACGUGGACCUGGUGCUGUCCCAGACCAAGCAGGACGUUGCACGGGCCCGCAGGCUGCAGGCUGAGGCUGAGCAGGCCAGGACCCGAGCCCACGCUGUGGAAGGCCAGGUGGAGGACGUGGUGGGGCACCUGCGGCAGGGCAUGGUAGCACUGCAGGAGGCUCAGGACACCAUGCAGGGCACCAGCCGCUCCCUUCGGCUGAUCCAGGACAGGGUUGCUGAGGUUCAGCAGGUCCUGGGGCCAACGGAAAGGCUGGUGACGGGCAUGAUGGAGCAGCUGAGUGGAUUCCGGGCGCGAAUAGAGGCGCUCCGCCGCCAGGCUGGGCAGCAGCGGGUGCAGGCAGCCCAGGCCCAGCAGCUCGCCGCGGGCGCCAGCGAGCGGGCACUGAGCGCCCAGGAGGGAUUUGAGAGAGUAAAGCAGAAGUAUGCGGAGCUGAAGGACCGGUUGGGUUGGAGCUCCUCGCUGGGUGAGCAGGGCAACCGGAUUCUGAGCAUCAAGAUGGAGGCUGAGGAGCUGUUUGGGGAGACCAUGGAGAUGAUGGACAGGAUGAAAGACAUGGAGUCAGAGCUGAUGCGAGGGAGCCAGGCUAUCCUUCUACGCUCUGCGGCCCUGACUGGGCUGGAGAAGCAUGUGGAGCAGAUCCGAGACCACAUCAACGGGCGCGUGCUCUACUACGCCACCUGCAAGUGAUGCUCUGCUUCCAGCCCCUGGCCCCACUUAUCUGCCCCCUUUGCUUUUGGAGGGCAAAUUCGGUUGGAAUGCUUUCUAGCUCUUUGAGACUUCUUUUCAGCCCGAAGCCCAGCCUGGGCCGUCCCUGGACUGCAGCUGAGCCUGAAUUGAUGGGACAACUCCAUUCAAGGGACAGAGGUGGAGGCAGCCCUGCCAUUGCCGCUGGGAGUUCUCAAGGGGAGGGAGCUGGUCUGGGCAGCAUCCCUAUACCUCCCCUCUUCCUUCUUUGAGGCUGAAUCCUGGACCAACACAAAAACUUAACCACAAAAAUGAUGUACAAAUGAAAAGUCCAAUAAAAAUCUUUGGAAAGGAGCCUGGAGGUUCAGUGAGG
Trichechus manatus latirostris (Florida manatee) is the source of this 4001-nucleotide messenger RNA. RefSeq names its product laminin subunit beta 3 (gene LAMB3). The record is from RefSeq and is a predicted model, not a curated record. The coding region runs from base 116 to 3631 and encodes 1171 amino acids. Gene Ontology annotation, cellular component: laminin trimer. Gene Ontology annotation, biological process: cell migration; tissue development; substrate adhesion-dependent cell spreading. The transcript is spliced from 23 exons. NCBI's taxonomy places the organism in Eukaryota, Metazoa, Chordata, Mammalia, Sirenia, Trichechidae.